This is a messenger RNA of Anastrepha obliqua, 2074 nucleotides long. Its product is annotated as insulin-like growth factor-binding protein complex acid labile subunit. Gene Ontology annotation, molecular function: protein binding. Bases 37 to 1698 code for a protein of 553 amino acids. Gene Ontology annotation, cellular component: extracellular matrix. Lineage: Eukaryota; Metazoa; Arthropoda; Insecta; Diptera; Tephritidae. The transcript has 3 exons. The record is from RefSeq and is a predicted model, not a curated record.
GCUCUGGGGAGACGCUUGAAUAAUCGAGAAGAAGUCAUGGUCCAACGUAAAUUUCCAAUCGUAUUGAUACUAAUCGCAUUAAUAAGCCAACGAAUACUGCUGUUAGUGGCGCAGAAAUGCGUAGCAUUAGAAGGUGAAGACUAUUUUGGAAUCUACAGCUGCCGGGGAGUGCAGACGCUUGGUGAAAUAGAAGAGGAAUUGACGGCCAGUUGGCGCGGUAUUGUUGUGCGAAAUCGCAAAGAAGAGUUCUUCGACCUUUCAGCGCAAUCAGGCGAGCAACUGCAACAAUCGAGCUGGGCACAGAUCAUAGAAUUGGACUUAUCACAGUCUGGCGCUUUAAAUCUAGGGGAUAAUGGAUUUAGUUUGUUCACUGCCUUGGAGCGUUUGAAUAUAACAAAUGCACAACUGGAAGAUUUGAAACCCCGAUAUUUUCCUAACCCUGUCAAAUUAAAGUAUCUCGAUGCUAGUUGGAAUGAUUUUCAAAAAUUGAAGGCGAAUAAUUUCAAGAGCUUUUCGCAAUUGAAAGUUGCGAAUUUUUCACAAAAUAAUAUACAGCGUAUCGAAACAGGUGCCUUUGCUGCGCUCACGCAAUUACAGUACCUAAACUUGGAUAACAACGCGUUGACGAACGCGUCCAUUGGUGCCUGCAGUGGGCUGAAAGAGUUAACGCUUAGUGAUAAUGACAUUAAACAGUUGUCUGCAUAUGACUUUGUGGGCUUGCCGCAGCUGAGACACUUGAAGAUCACCUCCAAUAGUAUUCGCAGCAUCGCAAAUUACGCAUUCGAGCCGCUCAGAAGUCUAGCAGUACUCAAUCUUGCGGGCAAUGCUUUGCAUCAACUUUCUGCAGAAACCUUUCGCGGUCUGGAACGGGCCCCGCUACAAUACUUGGAUCUCAGUUCCAAUGAUAUAAGCACGCUGCCGGCUCAGCUGUUUGCAUCCUUAAGCAAAUUACAAAUUUUGAAUCUCUCCAGCAAUCGAUUGGUUUCGCUGCCUGCCGAAUUAUUCACAGGAUUGACGCUGCUGCGUAAAGUGUAUGUGCAUGACAAUGAUAUCGGCAGCAUCGUACCAAAUACUUUCGCAAAUCUCACUGCGCUCGAUAUGCUGGAUUUAUCUGGGAACAACAUACAACAGCUGGAUGCGUUGGUGUUUGGCGCAACGACCUUACCACGCUUCCGAAAGCUCACGCUUAAGAGUAACAGCUUGAAGCAUAUUCACCCUCUAGCUUUCGCUGCGUUGCCUUCUAUGGAAUAUCUCUCGAUAGGCAACAAUGACUUAACCACAUUGGAUGUGCGCACAUUUGCGCCAAUGCGUCGUCUGCAGAAGUUCCAUCUAGGCCAUAAUUUGCUUGAAGAAAUAUCUGAAAAAGUACUCGACACUCUUAAUGAUUUGUCGGAACUUUUGCUGGACAAUAAUCAAUUAUCCUUCCUACCGAAAAUGGAUGUCACAGCAUUUCCCAAAUUGCGUAAAAUUUCUUUGGAAGGUAAUCCGUGGCAAUGCAAUUGCCUUGAUGAUUUGUUCGAUUGGUUGAAUGCCAAAAAUGUGGACUACUUCAGGCGGCAGAGUCCCUACUAUCAGGGGCAGAGACCCCUGUGUUUUGUGACGGAUAAAGAUGUGUGCGUGAGAGACUUGGCAACUGUAAAAGAGAUUGGAUUUCCACUUCUGUAUGAAAGUAUAGCACAUAGCAAAGAAAGAGAAUAAAUUUAAUACGUAUGUAUGUGCAUGUGUAUGUACAAGUAUAUGUCUAGAUUUUAUUUUUAUUUGAACCCAGAUUGUUUUAUGUAUCAGCUACCAGAGUUUGAGCUGCCAAUUCGUGACAUUUCCUAUUUGUUGCGAUCAUUCGUUGUAAUUAUUGAUUUUUUUAAGAAAAUAAGGAAAGAAAAAUUUCCUAUAGUAAUCAAAUUGCAAAAAAAAUAAAUAUAGUAAAGAAUAAGAAUCCGAAGAGCCAUUCGCUCAAGUUCUUGUAAAAUAGUUCAACGUUUGCUAACCUUCAUUGAGGAAGUUAUUAAAAUAUCUUUAUAUAUUGUUAAAAAGAAUAGGUCGAGUGCGCAUGAUAGCUGAUACGCAUAGUACAGCU